Nicotiana tabacum (common tobacco) is the source of this 636-nucleotide messenger RNA. Its product is annotated as monothiol glutaredoxin-S3-like. The record is from RefSeq and is a predicted model, not a curated record. Lineage: Eukaryota; Viridiplantae; Streptophyta; Magnoliopsida; Solanales; Solanaceae.
UUCUCCUCACCUUAAAAUUCAAAGUCUAAACAAAAUCAACUCGUAUAUAUUUACAGGAGCUGGUAUCUAUAUAUAUGUAUUAUACUGAAUUUGCCAAUAUUGGAGAGUGAGCAGAAUGGUAACUGAAAAGCCGGUGGUAAUAUUCAGCAACAGUUGUUGCUGCAUGAGCCACUCUAUUAAGUCUCUCUUCUCCGACCUCGGUGUUAACACAGCGAUUUACGAGCUGGACGAGAUGCAGAGAGGCCAUGAGAUAGAGGCGGUGCUUUCAAAUCUCGGCUGCAAUCCAACGGUGUUCAUCGGCGGCGAAAUGGUGGGUGGAGAAAAUGAGGUGAUGAGUCUUCAUCUCCAAGGGUCCUUAAAGCCAAAACUCAAAAGCGCAGGAGCUUUGUGGGUUUAGACGUUUAGUAACGUACGCCUAAACCUCUACGUAUCCAACGCAAGCCAAUAAUAACAAUAACAAUGAUCAUAUAUGGUGUUGCUUUGCGUUUUUUUUUUUAAAUUUUUUUAAAUAAUACUCUUAGUUAGAGUUUGGCUACUAAUUAAUUACUUUUAGUAUGAAAAAGGAAAAAAAGUUAAAGUGCGUGUAUGUAUAAGGAUUAAUCUUAUAUAUACAAUGACAGAUGUAAAGAUUUCUAA